AUUGAACUGGUGAAAAAGCGCAGGUGCAUGUGCUUAAAACUUGAAGACCUUUUCACAAACUGAUUUAUCUUUUCACACACAUUCGCUUGAUCCACUCGAUUAAAACAGUAGCUGUAGUUUAACUUGAUUCGGUCAUUUGGAGGGUGUUUAAAACAUGCCCAAAGGAAAAAAGGCAGCCGCAAAAGGCGGAAAAAGUGCGAAAGGAAAAGGAAAAGAUGAUAAAGAGAAGCCUAAAAAGGAAUACAAGCACGACAAUCUGACGCCUGAACAGAUUGCGUCAAUCAAAGAGACAUUUGACAAGUUUGACAAGCAGGACAUUGACGGCAUCCCCGCCCUUGAGCUCAUUAAUGUUCUCCGGCAACUUCAGCUCACACCAACAAGUCCAGAAGUCACUGAGGUUCUGGAAAAGAUGCACGCGAACAGUGCGGAGUGUGUGGUGACGUUUGAGGAGUUCCUGGACAUCUACUGGGAUUUUAGUCAGAGGGUAAUCAGCGAGGAACAGGUGAAGGACGCCUUCAAAAUAUUGGACAAGGAGGGCAAGGGAGAAAUAACUGUCGAGACACUACGACAGUUCCUCACUACCACAGGUGACAUGCUGGACGAGGAUGAGUUUGAAGCGAUGAUUGAGGAGGCAGAUUUAGAGGGCACAGGUGUGAUCAACUACGAAGAGUUCGUCACCAUCAUGUCCAUCGAAUAGACUGCUGUCUGCUGUCAGAUAAGGCCAUAGAAUAUACGGCCAUGGCCAUCUAGACAUCACCGACAUAACGCACGCUUCACGCAUGGAAAACUAAUUAGAAACUAAAUUUUGCCAGAAACAAGUCCUAAAUAGAUACAAAUCUUUAAAUAA
Molecule: messenger RNA, 847 nt
Organism: Symsagittifera roscoffensis
Lineage: Eukaryota; Metazoa; Xenacoelomorpha; Acoela; Convolutidae
Exons: 4
Coding region: 155-697 (180 amino acids)
Cellular component (GO): myosin II complex
Molecular function (GO): calcium ion binding
Source: RefSeq, a predicted model, not a curated record